AUGAUGCAUGGGUAUUGCAUUAUAUUUGUCUUUCAGCUGCUCUCCAUUUCUGGGGCUAUGGAGAGUGGCAUUGUGGAUGGUAAGAAAGUAAAACCUCAUUCCAGACCCUACAUGGCAUCACUGCAGGUUGAUGGAAGCCAUAAAUGUGGUGGGAUACUUAUUCGGGAGGACUUCGUCCUAACUGCAGCACACUGCAAACUGGAUGAGCAAAUGACAGUGGUACUUGGAGCACACGACAUAUCCAAGAAAGAGAAAAGUCAGCAAAGGAUUGAAGUGGAGUACCAUCCACAUCCGAAAUUCACUGGAGAAUUUGAUAAUGACAUCAUGCUACUUAAGUUAGAAAAGAAAGCCACGCUUAAUAAGUAUGUGAAGACUAUUGGACUACCUAAGAAAGACGAGAAAAUUCCUGACAACAUCCAGUGUGCUGUUGCUGGCUGGGGCCAAAAAGGAAAAAAGAAACUUCCAACACACAUACUGAGGGAGGCCACGGAGAAGACGCAAUCCAGCAAUGAGUGCACAAAAAUAUAUGGAGAAUACUUCAAUGCUGAUCACAUGAUAUGCACCGCAUUUACCAAAAAGAAGGGAGGGUUUUGUCAGGGUGAUUCUGGUGGACCACUUAUCUGUAACACCAAGCUUCAGGGGAUAACAACUAUGACCAGGGAAUGCAGUAAUCCCAAAUUGCCCCAUGGUUCCACUAAAAUCCAGGCCUUUCUACCUUGGAUGAAGAAAGUGAUGCAGGGAUUUGGGGACACUGCAUAAUUCAGAACAGCGAUUCAGGAGGCCAAGAAUAUUGCCCUUUCUUCUCUUCAUUAUUACGCAAACAUUAAGAAAAUCAAUUAGUUAAAAAAAUGUAUAUGUAAAAAACGUGUUUGAAUGUUUUACAUGUGAGAAAAAAAUCAAUUUUAUGCAUUAUUUAAAAUUGGGGAAAACAUUUAAAUUUAAAAUAAAACUUAUGCUUACUUACUUCUGCCACCUGCCUAUGUUCUUUAAUACUAUGUUAAAAGCCUAAAAGCAAGUUUGGUCUGCUUUGAAUAUGCUUUUGUUUAUUUUUCUAAGUCAGUUAAUAAUCCAAUGUUUUUAUGACAUAUGUUUGAAUCUUACUGCAAAUAAAAAAGUUAC
Scomber scombrus (Atlantic mackerel) is the source of this 1119-nucleotide messenger RNA. Its product is annotated as mast cell protease 1A-like. The coding region runs from base 1 to 759 and encodes 252 amino acids. The transcript is spliced from 5 exons. NCBI's taxonomy places the organism in Eukaryota, Metazoa, Chordata, Actinopteri, Scombriformes, Scombridae. The record is from RefSeq and is a predicted model, not a curated record. Gene Ontology annotation, biological process: proteolysis. Gene Ontology annotation, molecular function: serine-type endopeptidase activity.